Messenger RNA from Fusarium mangiferae, 336 nucleotides. RefSeq lists its product as uncharacterized. Lineage: Eukaryota; Fungi; Ascomycota; Sordariomycetes; Hypocreales; Nectriaceae. The transcript has a single exon. Bases 1 to 336 code for a protein of 111 amino acids. The record is from RefSeq and is a predicted model, not a curated record.
AUGAACCUCCCCAAGCUUGAAUACUUGGGUCCACUGCUUGUCUUCAAAAUCAGUGGUGCGGGAUUCGUCGAUGAGUAUCUUCUAACUAUCACAGAGAUUCGAGUUUUUCAGACAGUCGAUCACAAUACAACGAAGGAUCAAUGCGAGGAGUAUAAUCUCAUGGCAGCGCUCAUCACCGAUUCUUACAUCCAAGGACCUUCAAGCAUCUUUGACAACACCAUUAGCAGUCCAUUCACCUGUGACAACAAGAUUGAUAGUGUAUCCCAAGUUUCACCGUCUCAAAGCUUCUCAGGCAUCAAUGUCGCGGAGAUGGAGAUGCUUGGCCAUGUUGCGUGA